AUGUCCUUUACCAUCGUUGCGCCACAGGUUCAGGAGCACGACUAUACUGGCACGCCUUAUGUUCCUAUCUUCGUGAUGCUACCUUUGGGACUCAUCAAUAUGGAGUGUGAGUUGGUUGAUCCUGAUAACUUGAUAAACCAACUGAGAAUCCUUAAAUCGAGCAAUGUUGACGGUGUUAUGGUUGAUUGCUGCUAUAUAUUCCGCCCCCUCCAUUUCCGGAUCCUGGAUCCGCCACUGGUUGAAGCACAUACCCCUCAGAAGUAUAACUGGUCCGGCUAUAGGAAGCUGUUUCAGAUUGUACAAGAUCUCGAUCUCAAGCUGCAAGUGGUUAUGUCUUUUCAUGAAUGUGGAAGCAAUGUUGGCGAUGAUGUUCAUAUUCCGCUUCCAAAAUGGAUCAUGGAAAUUGGUAGUAAAAAUCCAGACAUUUUCUUCACGGAUAGAGAGGGAAGACGCAACCAUGAAUGCCUCACUUGGGGAAUUGACAAACAACGGGUUUUGGAAGGUAGAAAUGCUCUUGAGGUUUAUUUUGAUUAUAUGAGAAGCUUCCGAGUAGAGUUCUAUGAGUUCUUUGAGGAUGGAUUUAUCUCUGAAAUUGAAAUAGGGCUGAACCAUGGCUGGGAAUAUCCUGAUAUUGGUGAAUUUCAGUGCUAUGAUAAAUACUUGAUGGAGAGUUUAGUAAAGGCAGCAGAGGCAAGGGGACACUUGAUUUGGGGUAGAGCACCUAAUAAUGCAGGUUCAUGUAACUCCAAACCACAAGAUACACGAUUCUUUUGUGAUGGAGGUGAAUACAAUAGUCUCUAUGGUCAGUUCUUUCUAAAAUGGUAUUCCGGAGUCUUGGUUGACCGUGCUGAUCGAGUUCUAGCCAUGGCAAAUAUUGCCUUUGAAAGAACGCCUAUUGCAGUGAAGCUCUCAGGCAUCCACUGGUGGUACAAAACUGCCAGUCAUGCUGCAGAGUUAACUGCAGGUUUCUACAAUCCUGCCAAUCGCGAUGGAUAUGCUACUAUAGCAUCAGUACUGAAAAAGCACGAGGCUACUCUUAAUUUUACAUGUGUUGAGCUAAGAACAUUGGAUCAACACGAAGAUUUUCCAGAGGCAUUAGCAGAUCCAGAAGGACUGGUGUGGCAGGUGCUAAAUGCUGCUUGGGAUGCCGACAUACCAGUUGCAAGUGAAAAUGCUCUUCCAUGCUAUGACAAAGAAGGCUACAACAAAAUACUGGACAUUGCAAAACCUUUCGGGGACUUAGAUGGAAGACAUUUAUCUGCAUUUACCUACCUCAGGCUAACCCCACAGUUGUUGGAGGAACAAAAUUUCAUGGAGUUCGAGAGAUUUGUCAAAAGAGUGCAUGGGGAAUUUGUUGAAAACGUGCAACCUCAUCAUGAAGAGGAGACGGAAGAGGCAGUAACUCUUGAUUAGCUCGAGAAGAGCAAGAUGUGGCACAUGCUAUUGCUCUCUCUCGCCCUCAAUACCAAGG
Salvia splendens (bonfire salvia) is the source of this 1471-nucleotide messenger RNA. RefSeq names its product beta-amylase 2, chloroplastic-like. Gene Ontology annotation, biological process: polysaccharide catabolic process. NCBI's taxonomy places the organism in Eukaryota, Viridiplantae, Streptophyta, Magnoliopsida, Lamiales, Lamiaceae. The record is from RefSeq and is a predicted model, not a curated record. Gene Ontology annotation, molecular function: beta-amylase activity.